Molecule: messenger RNA, 673 nt
Organism: Limulus polyphemus (Atlantic horseshoe crab)
Lineage: Eukaryota; Metazoa; Arthropoda; Merostomata; Xiphosura; Limulidae
Product: protein spaetzle 3-like
Exons: 3
Biological process (GO): regulation of Toll signaling pathway; innate immune response; central nervous system formation
Cellular component (GO): extracellular region
Molecular function (GO): Toll binding; growth factor activity
Source: RefSeq, a predicted model, not a curated record
AGCGAAGAUUGAACAGUUUAUUGACGAAAAUAAAGCAUUAAUACGACGUAUGUUUGGAGAAUACGCCAUUUCCCCGGCCGACAACUAUACCUCGUCAAUCCCGUAUCAGUACGAAACCUACGAUGGACACAUUCUUCACACGCGGUCAGAAAGAGCCACUAGCCGAACAUCCUUCACUACGUCUUCAAAUAAAGUAGAUGCUUGUGAAUCAGCAGUAGAAAUUGUAACACCAUACUGGGCAUCCAACAGCGCGGGAAAAAUACGAGCUGUAGUUAACACUCAACACCUUCAACAAGCGAUUCAGCAAGAAGUUUGUCAAUCAGAACAGACAAAGAGAUGUAAGAACGACUGCUCCUGUGAACAGAAGUACAAAUGGCAUAGGUUGCUGACUUACGAUCCUGAUGAUGAUUGUAAAGGGAUAUUCAUGGACUGGUUUCUCUUCCCAUCUUGUUGUGCGUGUCGAUGCGAAAACACUGUCAGUAAAUGAGUGAACCAGUAUAGCUUUUUUUUGUAAAUUUUAAACACGAUGGACAAUAUGUAACCGAGAUGUGGGACAGAAACAAAAAGACGAAUUAUCCACCAUGCAAAUGAUUUUAUUAACUUAAUAUCGGUGUAUGAAGUGUGCGACAUACUAUGUUCAUCAUGCAAAAUUAAAGAGAGUUUUUUUUCUUUU